AUGGAAGACCUACGCAUCAAGUGUUACGCAAAUCAGAGUGUAGUGGUACAUGAGCCACCGAAAUCCGACGCAGACAGAAACAUAGCACAUUCUCUAUGUCGAGUUUGCCAUAUAUAUGAAUAUUAUAACACAGCCGUACGGAGGCAGUCUGUCGAGAUAUGUGACCGGUUGCCGUUGUAUGAACGUUUACGCGGUCACUGGAACGUAUACAGUGAUAAUGCGAUAAUGCUGAACGUACACAUUAAUCAUCCACAGAACGUUGUUCAGCAAUUUAAUAUUUUGUUUGCUUAUGCUUACUUUUAUGGUUGUGAUUUUGAACCGGUUGAUUAUUGUUAGAAAUUCGUAUUGA
Molecule: messenger RNA, 349 nt
Organism: Sipha flava (yellow sugarcane aphid)
Lineage: Eukaryota; Metazoa; Arthropoda; Insecta; Hemiptera; Aphididae
Exons: 3
Coding region: 1-336 (111 amino acids)
Source: RefSeq, a predicted model, not a curated record